CGCGUUUGGCCGUCUCGCGAUGAAAAAGAAAAUUGACCAAAAGAAAGCGGAAGAGUUAGUGCAAGCAUAUUUGAAAAGUGGACCCAAGUGCCCUUCCUACCGCGGGUUUCUGGACCACUCUUUGUUCGCCUUUCGUGGUCUGGAGCGCUGGGAUCAAAGGUAUGCGAACGGCCAUCUUUGGAAGGCCUUCAAGGACAGUGUAGGCCCAGCCGCGGUUUACAACAAAAAGGACGUUGGAACGUUUUGGCGGGAGAUGUUUCCCAGGUCACUCUUUGUUCGAGGACCUUUCACGCUAGACCACAGCGUGAACGCGCCAGUCAGUGUAGGACAUAGUCAGGGGCACAUUACUGGUGUAGAUCAAAGCCGCCAGAACGUGUAUUGUACCAAACUCAACCAGAAAAAGCGCACCCUAUCACCGAGUCCUGAGGUGCUGCAGAAACGCAUCCGGGCCUAUUCUCCCGCGUCAGAUUAUGACGACACGCUGUCCGAGGAUGGAUUUUCCGAGCCGGACUCCCUCUUCGACGUCAUCGCGCCAUCUGGGCUCCCCGCCGAAGAGAGAGUUUUCGAUGGUGAUCAGCCUCUUCCAUUCGCUCUUUUGUCACCGACAAAUCUUUCUGCACAGCUCGAGAAUAUCUUGGAGUCUCAAUUGGGAUUGUCGGGAACAAAGGAGCAAAAACGUGAUCCCUUUUUGCAUCGAAUCGUUGACCUUACUGGAUCAAUUAUAGGUCAACCCCAAUCUGUAUCCAGCCACCUUUCAAAUGACAUGAAAAAAUCUGUGAAGGAUAUCAUUGGUGCAGUCCUAACCCGUGCGGAAUGGCAACAGGUCGACAGUGACGUGAACAGUUUAUUCAAUGUGAUGAAGCAUAUACCUGCCGAUGAGUUGGUUCGCCUAGGUCGAGAAUCUAAAGUCGAAGGUUUCCGCAAAACACUUACAGACAUGUUGGAAAUGGACGAGGGGCUGACGGCACCCACCAAGAAUGGAGGCUUCAUUCGCAACUUGUUAACUUCAGUGACGGCAUCCAAAACGGCAUCCAAGAAGGUUGCGACCUCUGUUGCCAUUGACAACAAGGAUGUCCAAUAUGUGUUGAAUCUCUUGUAUGAGGUUUCAGAAUUGUCUGUCACUGCAAGAAGCGAGCGUGACCUUGACAUUGACGUCCAUCAACACUUGCUGUUGUGCCUCCGAGGUGUUGUGGACAAGCACUAUGGAGAACUCGAGUCGCGUGCCUCCCGGGACAGGCGUAUCAGGACUGGUGGAAAGACAAGGGGUGCAUCUCUAGACUGGCUGUUUACCAGCCAUGCCGCUGACUCGAGCACAACAUGGGGUGUGGAAUUUGGGGCCGCUGCCAACAUUGGGUCAAGCACAGUUGGUCGAAAACCAGUAACAGACAGAUGCGGCUUAUACAUAAUUUUACGUGACAUUCAUAUUGCAAUGUCGCGACGCAUCCUCGAUAUCCGCCGUUUUGACGACACAAAUGCUGUGAGGAAAGCUGUGGCUCAGCUCCCUGUUCCAGGCAUCAUUCUUCACAAUUUCCGUUAUGUCUUGGUGGCGGUUGUGUACUUGGAGGGGGGAUGGUAUGUCACGGAGCAACUUGGAGUUUUUGAACUCCCAGUCUUUGCUAUGAAGAAUAACUUUGGUGCACAGCUGGUAGCUGCUGCUCGGCAGAUGCUACACUUCCGGAACAUCUUGCGAUCAUUAAGAGACGCUUACUUUCAACUAAUUGACACGGAGGUUAAAAUAGCUGCAGAUCCAUUUGAUGGUAGCAAAGCUUGGAUCACACCGGCUUAAGAAUAAAUACAUAUAUGCCUUUGUUGCGAGUCAGUAAUUGUUAUCUAUUCUUCUAACACUGCAGUAAUGUUUUGGCCAGCCUUUGUUG
Spizellomyces punctatus DAOM BR117 is the source of this 1874-nucleotide messenger RNA. RefSeq lists its product as uncharacterized. The record is from RefSeq and is a predicted model, not a curated record. The transcript is spliced from 4 exons. NCBI's taxonomy places the organism in Eukaryota, Fungi, Chytridiomycota, Chytridiomycetes, Spizellomycetales, Spizellomycetaceae. The coding region runs from base 20 to 1786 and encodes 588 amino acids.